This is a messenger RNA of Rhagoletis pomonella (apple maggot), 1619 nucleotides long. It is a transcript of the gene Octbeta2R, whose product is annotated as octopamine receptor beta-2R. Gene Ontology annotation, biological process: adenylate cyclase-activating adrenergic receptor signaling pathway. The record is from RefSeq and is a predicted model, not a curated record. The transcript is spliced from 5 exons. NCBI's taxonomy places the organism in Eukaryota, Metazoa, Arthropoda, Insecta, Diptera, Tephritidae. Gene Ontology annotation, cellular component: membrane. Gene Ontology annotation, molecular function: octopamine receptor activity.
AUGAGAUGCUGGAAUUUCGGCACGUUUGUUUGCGAUUUGUGGAACAGUUUGGAUGUAUACUUCUCAACCGCGAGCAUUUUGCAUUUGUGCUGCAUAUCCGUGGAUAGAUAUUAUGCGAUUGUAAAACCGCUCAAGUACCCGAUUAGCAUGACAAAACGUGUCGUAUUCAUCAUGAUAUUGAAUACGUGGGUUUCGCCAGCGCUCCUCUCCUUCUUGCCCAUAUUCAUCGGUUGGUAUACGACAGAGGAGCACAAAGUUUUUGUCAAACGUCAUCCGGAUCGUUGUGAAUUCAUUGUCAAUAAGCCAUAUUGUGUUAUAUCCAGCUCAAUUUCCUUCUGGAUCCCCUGUACAAUUAUGAUAUUCACGUAUUUGGCGAUAUUCCGUGAGGCGAAUCGUCAGGAGAAACAAAUGAUGGCGCGUCAUGGCAAUGCGAUGUUAAUGCAUCGACAUUCGGUGGAUACGCGCGGAGGGGCUAGCAAUAAUACAGGUGAAGCGCUCAGCGGUUCCGGCUCAUCGAAAACUUUGACGCUGCAUGAAGUGGAGCAGGAUCAUACACCGACAAAGGAUAAACAUUUAAUCAAAAUGAAACGAGAACACAAGGCUGCAAGAACUUUGGGUAUAAUUAUGGGCACAUUCAUACUCUGUUGGCUGCCAUUCUUCCUUUGGUACACCAUCACAACUCUGUGCGACUCAGUUGCACCCGACAUUGUGGUCGCCAUACUCUUCUGGAUCGGCUACUUCAACUCCACGCUGAAUCCCCUCAUCUAUGCUUACUUCAAUCGUGAUUUUCGGGAAGCAUUCCGCAACACCUUGCAAUGUCUUUUCUGCAAUUGGUGGCGAGAACGCGGUCUGCCGCUCGACAUCGAUAUACGACGCUCUAGUCUGCGCUAUGAAACGCGCACCAAAAGUGUCUACUCUGAGAACUAUUUGAGCGCCAGCCAACCACCCAGGCGCACCAGCCAGCUGGUCGAGAGUUUAUAAUACAGCCGUGACGACUCGCUGUUGUCGGUGACGCGCACACCGCCACAGCGGUCCACGUCAAUGCAAUUGCUGCCAACCCAACAGUCAUUGUUGAUGAGUGAUACGACGCCAAAGCAACCGGCUGCCGGCAGCGGUGGCGGUGGCAUGCAUCAAUUGGCACCACUCCCUCUGCCAUCGUACGUUGGCAAACGCUUGCUCGAGGUUAAGCCCAGUGAUGGGGCACAAGAGUUGAGUGGCGCUGAUGUUAGGCGGCGCGGAGGUGGUGGUGCUGAUGACGAUGAUGACGAUGAGCCGCAACAGAUACAAAUCGAAAUACCAUUGGCGUAUGUGAAGAAAUGGAAUAAAAGCAAUAAAUGUACAACAAUAACAACAACAGCCGCUGCUCCUCUAACCACAACAGUGCAAACAACAACAGCAACGGUCAAUGGUACAGGCACUGCCACUGUGACUACGACCGCAACGACUACAAUAACAAUAACAACAACAGUAACAACGCCCAAAGGCACCGAAAUGCAGGCACACACACACGUUUAAAGUAAACGAGAGAGAAUAGUUCGGACAUGGGAAUACUUAAAGUUUGUAAAUAAAAUAAAUAAUUUAAGGAAAAUUGUGUUAAGAGUAAAAAAAAAUCAAAAAUA